Messenger RNA from Tetranychus urticae (two-spotted spider mite), 2482 nucleotides. RefSeq lists its product as uncharacterized. NCBI's taxonomy places the organism in Eukaryota, Metazoa, Arthropoda, Arachnida, Trombidiformes, Tetranychidae. The record is from RefSeq and is a predicted model, not a curated record. Gene Ontology annotation, molecular function: oxidoreductase activity, acting on CH-OH group of donors; flavin adenine dinucleotide binding.
UUAUAAUUUACUGCACUUGUUAAAUGCCAAAUUGGGUGCCACGAUUUGCAUUUGAGUAAAUCUAUUAAUUUACAGUAAAUCAUCAUUAACCCAAAGAUCUAAGUCUAUUUCUUCAAAAUGAACAUUUCAAUGAUUGUAUUUCAAUUUACUUUACUGUUAUCAGUCCAUUUAUUAGGGGCUCAAUUUUCAAUACCUUCAAUCACUUCAGAAAUAACUAAAUUGCGAGAUGCUAGGAUUGAAUUUUUUAACAAAUUUUUAAAUUCGAUCCCGAUCCCAGAAAAAGCUUCGAAGCAAGUGUUACUGCGAAAAGUAUCUGGAAAAGCUUUCAACUCAGAACUGAUUGACGCUGCAAGUCAACUUGAGACAAUAAUUGCUUCACCACAUGGACCAAUUGCGUCUCCUUACUCGCUUGACUUUGAUCUACCAUCCAACAAUAACAAUACCUAUGAUUAUGUGAUUGUUGGAGCUGGAGCUGCUGGUUCAACAGUAGCUGCUCGAUUAACAGAAGACCCUAGUGUUCGUGUCUUAGUUAUUGAAGCUGGUGGAAAGGAGAAUAACUUUAACAACAUUCCUCUAUUUGCUUUGUUACAACAGAAAACUCCAAUCGACUGGGGAUAUUAUUCUACACCUCAAACUCGAUCAGCUCAGGGUUUGAAUGAUGAUCAGAUUCCAGCGUCUCGAGGUAAAGUCGUCGGUGGCUCUACCUCUAUUAACUUCAUGUUGUAUGUUAGAGGCAAUCCAUCAGAUUAUGAUAAAUGGCAAGAAUUAGGUGCCACAGGUUGGAAUUACUCAGCUAUGGCUCCUUACUUCGUCAAAAUGGAAGAUUCAAGAGACUCGAAGAGUGACCCUGGCUACCAUGGUACUAAGGGUCCAAUGACAAUCUCAGAGCUAAACGAUCCUUUCGAAGCAGAUACAGCUCUCUUAGAAGGAGCCCGUGAAUAUGGUCUAAACAUUGGCGACUACAACGGUGCAGAUCAAAUGCGGUUCCAAUAUGGCUCGCAUUACAUUCGAGAUGGUAAGCGAUGUUCAACUGGUCGUGCUUACCUAGGACCUGCUUCUUCGCGUCCAAAUCUGGAUAUCUUUUUGUAUUCACGAGUUAAUAAAGUUAUAUUUGAUGGAAAGCGAGCGAUUGGAGUUGAGUUUACAAACAGUGAAAAAGAUUAUCAAGUCUUUGCUCGAACAAAAGUGAUCAUCUGUGCUGGUGGAAUCGCAACACCACAACUAUUGAUGUUAUCAGGCAUCGGACCGAGAGAUCAGUUGGAAAAAUUUAAUAUUUCAAUAGUUCAUGAGUCUCCAGGAGUCGGAAAUAACUUACAAGAUCAUAUAUUCACGAUUCUUUUCUUCAGGACUAAUUAUGGGACAAGUUUCGUACCCGACCGAAUCGAUGCUGCAAAAAGUUUUGUUGAAUAUGUAACGACUCAUAAUGGAUCCUUUACAUCCUCUGGAUUGAAUGUAAAUGGGUUCUGGAGAAGCAAAUAUGCAGAUGAUUCAAGACCAGAUAUUCAAAUACAAGCAGAAAGUCUUGGCUUAGGAAACGUUCUUGCAAAUUACUAUUUAGGUUAUCUGUUCAAUAUUGACAAACAAACAUUGCUCAAAUAUUUUAUGCCUAAUGCCGAAACGGAUGGAACAAUCGUACUAAUGACCUUAGUUAGGCCCCGAAAUACUGGUACAAUUAAAUUGGCCUCCUCUGAUCCUAGGGAUCCUCCUUUGAUCGAUUUCAACUUCUUCACUAAUCCUCGCGAUCUUGCUGCUAUGGUUGAAGGAUGCAAAUUGGUUCUUAACAUAUCAAAGACACAGGCAAUGCAAUCAGUGGGAGCAGAGUUUUUCAAUUCCCCACUUCCUGGUUGUGAACAAUAUCAAUUCGAAUCAGAUGAUUAUUUAAGAUGCCUUAUUCAAACGCUAACUUUCACUAUCUGGCAUUCGAUUGGCACAGCUAAAAUGGGUUCUCCUGAUGACCCAAUGGCUGUUGUUAGUCCUGAUCUUCUUGUUCAUGGUGUGGAUAAUCUCAUGGUUAUUGAUACAUCUGUAAUGCCUGAGAUUCCAACAGGGAACACGGCUGCUCCUACUAUCGCAUUAGCUGAGAGAGCAGCAGAUAUGCUGAGAGGAAGAGUACUGAGACCUCAAAGUCUUCCAUUCACUGAUGAAGAGGAUAUAAUUUCUGAUUAUGUUCCGUAUCAAAUUAAUGAUUAAGUUUACAGGACUUAGACAAUAAUAUGAAAUAUUAUACAAAAUAAAAUUACACUUUCAGCAUCAACUAGAUCGACUUUACAGCUUCACUAUUAUCCAUUUGCAGCUUUAAGAAACUUUGAUCUUUUAGCCUUCGAAACGCUAAGUUUGUUUUUAAAUACACAAUCAAAUCAAUUUCCACAAUUGGUACAAUUGAGAAAAACAGAUAAAAAUUAAUUUUUGACUUACUUAGACUGAGUUGGUUUGUGGGGACAUAAAAUCUGAGUCCAUGAAUAAUUUCAAAAUUUUCUUUCAG